UUCUCUUUCUCUUGUUUCGAUUUCCAUACCAUAUAUAUUUGACAAAUCCAUCGACUUAAUUUGAAGACAGAAAACGAUGGAGAAUCCAACCGGACCUUGUCAGGUAUGUGGGGAUAUCGGCUAUAAGGAUUUGAUAAUGACUUGUUUCAACUGCAGAGAAGUUAGAGAACAUAUUUAUUGCGCAGCAGUCUUGUUACGAUCUGUACCCGGUAUAUGGUUAUGUCAAGAGUGCAGAACCUCGACUCGCGUGUUACAGAUAUCGCAUCAUGUGAACAACUCAACUAAUAGCGGUAAGAAAGAAACUUCUAUGCCGGUUCAAAAUGGUGGCUUGAGACUUCAUCAGCCUCCUCAUGUACCCAUGUUGCUAGCACAAUCAUCUACUAAUAAAGCUUCUUUGGUGCCCAAUGAUACAUCUCCAAUCAAGAAACACCGACCACCUUUUUUGGCUUUUCCUUCUCCAAAAAGAAAACGUAGGACGCUUCGGCUUGCAGAAGGACAUACCGAAGAAACUAAACGUCAAAGCUCACAUCCUUAAGUGUUUCGUCAAAUUGAUUAAGACAUGUGUGUUAACUUCUCCUGAGCCUCUCUUUGCUUUAAGUUGCUUAAGUGAGUGCAUCUGUAAUUAAGAUUUUUAGGGUUUCAUCUUCCUUGGAUCUCAAGUUACUUACAAGCUAUGUGAGAUUGGACUUACUGACAUGUGACUUGCUCACUUUGACAUUCCUUCUUUCUUACAGUGUAUCCUGUAUAUGACUCAUUGUUAUGAUAUCCAUCAUAUAUCUU
Arabidopsis thaliana (thale cress) is the source of this 780-nucleotide messenger RNA. RefSeq names its product flavonoid protein. Gene Ontology annotation, biological process: negative regulation of transcription elongation by RNA polymerase II; chromatin organization. The coding region runs from base 77 to 535 and encodes 152 amino acids. The record is from RefSeq and is marked reviewed. The transcript has 5 exons. NCBI's taxonomy places the organism in Eukaryota, Viridiplantae, Streptophyta, Magnoliopsida, Brassicales, Brassicaceae. Gene Ontology annotation, molecular function: histone reader activity.